Phyllopteryx taeniolatus (common seadragon) is the source of this 5440-nucleotide messenger RNA. It is a transcript of the gene lrrc4ba, whose product is annotated as leucine rich repeat containing 4Ba. Gene Ontology annotation, molecular function: protein binding. The record is from RefSeq and is a predicted model, not a curated record. Bases 2325 to 4517 code for a protein of 730 amino acids. The transcript has 3 exons. NCBI's taxonomy places the organism in Eukaryota, Metazoa, Chordata, Actinopteri, Syngnathiformes, Syngnathidae. Gene Ontology annotation, cellular component: plasma membrane.
CACUGAGGGAGCCACUAAACAAGCUGCUGCUGUGUGUGAGGCAUCAUAACGGCAGACCUUCACUGCAGACGGCGUGUAAGGGGAGUGGGGGUAAAAAAAAAAGAAAAGGGUGGGCGGUCUCCGCUAAUGAGCAAUUACAGUGCUCAUUAAGUGCGUGAAGGCCGCAAGCAGCAGUGGUCACGUGUUCAAACGGGAGAACAGGUUGCUUACCCUGUUGCGGCGUGGGAAGUGAGACUGGCCUGCACAGAUAACAACGAUUGAAUGUUGAGCUGCUUCACAUCUGUGUUGCAUCUGCAUGAAAGACCACCGACCUAUGGAACCAGUGAGCUGCUAUUCCAGCCCACUAGGAGAAGUAACAGUCGUGAUAGCGGUGGCCAGAAGUUGGUGUACUCGCUGCAACACAGAUGUGAAGCACUUUCAAGCGCGUUCACAGGAGAGCAAAAUCUGCAAGCAUUUUUGUCAUUUUAUACCAAAUACAGUACAUGUAAAUAUUUUAGUUUGUAAGCAUUUAGUUGUAUAUGCAACAUUUCUGACACAUCUUCAAAUCUGAGUUGCAUGAAUCCUCAGGUGACUGUCAGCUGCUAUUCCAGUCCAGUCGUCGUAACAAUAGUAGUUGUAGUAGUCAAGGGGUCCUGGGCUGGAGUAGCAGUUCACAGGAGCCAGAGAUUGGGGUACUUGAAUACAACACAGAUGUGAAGCAGUUCUAAGAAACAGAGCUUAUCCGCCUAACUUUUUCUAAGCCUAAAUAUUUACCAUAUAAAGUGAAAUUAUAUGCGCAAUGUAUCAGUAGUCAAAUGCUUGUAUAGGCACUGUCCAUGCAACGCAGAUGUGAAGCACUCAUAUUUGUGCUGCAUGAAAUCCGCCCACUUCGGGCACCCGUGAGCUGCCAUUGCAGGCCUGUAGUCAUAAUAAUGGUAGCAAUACAAGUAAUAAUAGUUCAAUGAGCCUAGGCUGGAAUGGGAGGCCGACUAAAAGGCUGGACUCCAUGCAACACAGUUGUGAAGCAGUUGUACGAAAGGACAAGGCGCAAAGAAGCUCCAAGCAGCGGCUGUGGGUGUGUGUCCGUUGAGAGAGGAUGAAAGUGACUCUGAGUUUGUGCGCGUGUGAAUGAGUGAUUGUGAGUGCGAUGGAGAAUGAGUGGGAGAACGUGAGCGAGCGCGCGUGAGAGUGCGCGAGCGCGCGAGCGACACACUGCCUUGACACACGAGUGCGCGUGUGCUUUUGCAAGCGAGUUGCGCCUGAGAGCGAGCGUGUCUAUGUGUGAGAGUGUGAAUGAGUGGGCGCACGUGGGAUUGCGCGCGAGUGUGGAAGCGGACGCCGCACCGAGUGCGCGUGGGCGUUGCCACGGCGACCGCUCCGCUCGCCGACGUGACGCAACGCGCAGAGCGCGCGCUCCCUGUAACCAUCGACACGAAGAGACGAGCUACGCCAGGGCGCUGUUGCACUGCCCGUGCCUACGUGGCAGCCAUGUUGGCAGGGUCGACGUUGAUUUCAUUGAAAUUAUUUCCACAGAUUUUCAUAACUUUUUUUUUUUAUUCUUUUUUUUAAUUUAUUUUGUUUUUUUUUUUUCCAAAUCCAAAGCAUCUGCUUUGAAAACAUCAUCCCAUCAAAAUGACUUGACUUGUGAAAGUACUCCCAGUUCCCUUGUCGUAAUUAAACCUUAACAAGCUCAACACCCUGAGCGUCGCCGUAAGCACGCAGUGUCAUAUCUCCCCGUUUCAUAUCUGUACCGGUAACACUUUUACGCUCCGUUAAUCAUCAUCAUCAUCAUCAUAACAACCACUUGCUUGUCUUGUCUCGUCUUUGAGGCGUUCAGGGAGUUCACGUGCGUUCCGGAAUCAUCAGCAUCCUCAUUGGAGAGAGAGACUCGAGGGAGGGAGAGAGAGAGAGAUGGGGGGAGGGAGGGAGGGAGGGAUGGGGGGAGGUGGAGCGAGACAUCUUCCCAUUCGGCGACCACUCUGCAGAGGAGCACGUCGCUGCUGCUGCUGCUGCCCUGAGAGCGCCCUGUGCAGGAUGCGUCUUUUCCCGGCAUCGUCGUCAUCAUCCGCUUCUUCUCCCGCCAAGUGACUCCCGGCUUUGUGUCCUCCCCAAACGAGUGGCAAGCAGAAAGGGAAUAACAUCUGCUUAUCUGCGCCGCUCUAUGUUCCCACGGCAAGCGAGAGAAGAAGUGCAGAGAUUGGGAGCGGCGCCAAGGCAGCAGAGGCGUGAUGCGGGAUUAAGGAGCGGAGGAUCGGGAUUAAGGAGCACGGCGGCAUCCCCUGAGGUUUUUCCGGACACGUGGGCCGCACCUUCAGAUCACAGCGCCGGGUCAUGACCCAGUUGCCAUGCGCAUCGCCACGCUGACCUGCCUUCCCGGCCCUUUUUCCCCCUUCCUCUUUGCGUCGCUGUACUUCCUGUCGGUGGUUGUGGUGGCGGUCACCUCAUCCUCGUCCUCGUUGUCCUCGUGCCCAGACCACUGCACCUGCUCCAACCAGGCCAGCCGCGUCAUCUGCACCCGUCAGAGCCUGGACGACGUGCCCGACAGCAUCUCCGUCAACACCAGAUACCUCAACCUGCAGGAGAACGCCAUACAGGUCAUCAAGUCGGACACCUUCAAGCACCUACGGCACCUGGAGAUCCUCCAGCUCUCCAAGAACCAGAUCCGUCAGAUCGAAGUGGGUGCGUUCAAUGGCCUCCCCAACCUCAACACUCUGGAGCUUUUUGACAACCGCCUCACACUGGUGCCGUCGCAUGCCUUCGAGUACCUCAGCAAGCUGCGCGAGCUGUGGCUGCGCAACAACCCCAUCGAAACGCUGCCGGGCUACGCCUUCCACCGAGUGCCCUCAUUGCGCCGGCUUGACCUGGGUGAGCUCAAGAAGCUGGACUUCAUCUCUGAUGCCGCCUUCGUAGGCCUGGUCAACCUGCGUUACCUGAACUUGGGCAUGUGCGGACUUAAGGACAUUCCCAAGUUGACGGCCCUAGUGCGGCUGGAGGAGCUUGAGCUGUCUGGGAACAGGCUGGAGAUCAUUCGGCCCGGCUCCUUCCAGGGUUUGGUUUCACUCCGGAAGCUGUGGCUCAUGCACUCGCAGGUGUCGGUCAUUGAACGCAAUGCCUUCGACGAUUUGAAGAGCCUAGAGGAGCUCAACCUGUCCCAUAAUUCCUUACACUCGCUACCCCACGACCUUUUCACGCCGCUGCACCAUCUGGAACGGGUGCACCUGAACCACAAUCCGUGGGUGUGCAACUGCGAUGUGCUUUGGCUCAGUUGGUGGCUGAAGGAGACAGUGCCCAGCAACACCACCUGCUGCGCCCGCUGCCAUGCGCCCCCCUUCCUCAAAGGCAAAUACAUCGGUGAGCUGGACCAGAGCCACUUCACCUGCUACGCACCUGUCAUCGUGGAGCCGCCCACUGACCUCAAUGUCACAGAGGGCAUGGCAGCUGAGCUCAAGUGCCGCACCAGUACCUCCACCACCUCGGUCAACUGGAUCACACCCAACGGUACUCUGAUGACCCAUGGCUCGUACCGGGUGCGGAUUUCAGUGCUGCACGACGGCACGCUUAACUUCACCAACGUCACCCUGCGAGAUACGGGCCAGUACACCUGCAUGGUUACCAACGCGGCUGGAAACACCACGGCCACCGCCGUUCUUAACGUCACUGCUGCCGAUGUCAGCGUCAACUACACCUACUUCACUACAGUCACUGUGGAAACCGUGGAGACUCCAGGAGAAGAAGAAUCAGCUCUGGUGGCGAUCAAUGAGACCUUCAUCCGAGUCCUACCAGGACCUACCCCCUCGGCGCAUCUGUGGCCAGACGGCGUCACGACUACGGCCUCCUCGCUGUCCAUCGACUGGUCCUCGUCGUCCUCGCCACGUGCCACCCGGCCCACCUUCACUGUGCCCAUCACAGAGCCGGGCUUCUCUGGCCUGGACGAUGUGAUGAAGACCACCAAGAUCAUCAUCGGCUGCUUUGUGGCCAUCACCUUCAUGGCGGCGGUGAUGUUGGUGGUCUUUUACAAGCUAAGGAAGCAGCACCAGCUCCACAAGCACCAUGGACCUGCCCGGGCCAUCGAGAUCAUCAACGUGGAGGACGAGCUGGGCGGAGGGGCCGGCGGCCGGAGUGGCGGCGGAGGGGGCAUCUCAGGGGGCUGCGCCUUGACACAAAGCAGCGGAAUCGGGGGCGGCCAGAGCCUGAGGCGGCACCACUCGGAUGUGGUCUCCCUGCCCCACCUGACCCGCUCGGAGCACCUCAACUACUACAAGACUCACCACUUCAGCAACAACAUGGUGGGCCUGGGAAUGGGCGUCAACAACAACAACAACCCACUGCCAUGCUCCCAGAACAUGACCAUGUCCUGUUCCCAGGUGCCCAGCUCCAUGGGCGGCGGCCUGGGGACCUGCGGCACUCUGCCCACCCCGGUCCCGCUGCCUCAGCUGAGUCUACACAGCUCCCUCAAGGGCCUCAUGGCCAAGGGGCAGAACGAGCCUCUGCUUUUUAAGAGUGGCUCCAAGGAGAACGUACAAGAGACUCAAAUCUGAGGGAACCUUCUACACCCCCCUGUUGCCCCCCGUCAUUGCGGAAGUAGGGGGGCGGUCGUCCACAGAUGCCGCCUCAUCGAGCACACGCUCCCACCCACAUUCAGGUGACAAGCAGCUCUAGUUUUUGCCAAAGUCCCAAGUCAAGCCCACCGAUCGAACGCUGCAUCUUUUGUGGAUUAUUUCUACGGACCGGCUGGGUGGUCGGAAUGAUGGGAUGUGUCUCCACGUGGCUUCACGGACAAACCAGAGCUAUAAAAAAAAAAGAUGAGAAAAAAAAGAACAAAGUACUUGAUAUUAUUAUCUAUAAACGGUAAAUAUAUUUUCACUGGAAGAAAUAAAUUAUAAAGAAUCUUUACUGAGCCGCCGACAUAGAACGUGUGAAGAAUAUAUUUAAACAAUAUAAAAAAUUAAAAAAAAUCAUUGUCCUUGUGGCCCGCCUUUCAAGAUGGCUGCCGAGUGAAUCUAUUUUCUUUUUCUAGCCGGGCCCAUUUUGUGUGUGGGGGGGGGGGAAAGGGGGCGUGGCACUCACACCAACAGGGUCAGUGGCGACGUGCUGUGUAGCAUAAAUAAUAAUAAUAAUAAUAAUAAUAAUAAUAAUAAAAACAAUAAUAAGCAUUGUAAGCUCACAGUGUACAUAGUCCCAAAUGGCUGCUCGCUAAUCACCAUCUUUGGAUUCACCUGUUAGCGUUAGCAUUAGCAUUGUUAUUAUCACUGCGUUAGCUCUUUUUUUUCUUUUCUUUUUUUUCUUUCUUUGUACUCUUGAGGGUCUUUUUUUAGCGGACACAAAAUGACAUCAGAAGCGGGACAGUCGAGAUUGGAAGGUUUUAGUAUUUCACUCGCUGACUGCAGUUUUACGAAGGUAAGCGGCGCUCGUCGGUGGGACAAAAACAAACAAAAACAAACAAAAACAAACAAAAAAAACA